Messenger RNA from Periophthalmus magnuspinnatus, 4332 nucleotides. It is a transcript of the gene arhgef18a, whose product is annotated as rho/rac guanine nucleotide exchange factor (GEF) 18a. The transcript is spliced from 22 exons. Lineage: Eukaryota; Metazoa; Chordata; Actinopteri; Gobiiformes; Gobiidae. Gene Ontology annotation, biological process: regulation of Rho protein signal transduction. Gene Ontology annotation, molecular function: guanyl-nucleotide exchange factor activity. The coding region runs from base 355 to 3195 and encodes 946 amino acids. Gene Ontology annotation, cellular component: plasma membrane. The record is from RefSeq and is a predicted model, not a curated record.
GCUCCAUUUUUUUCACUUGUGUGCACUUGUUCCUCCUUAGCCAUCCUCUGAGUAUCCGUCAAGCUAAAAAUCUUGCUUUAAAAUAUCACAAUUUCCCUGGAAUUACGACAAUUUCUUGACCGUUGUGGUGGAGUUCGUCGAUUCAGUCUCCAAAACUUGUGUUAUGGGGGGAGUACAGUGGGGAAGUACAGUGGACUGUGUUACUGCUCGUCAGCUCAAAUCCACAUUAAAAGAUUUAAAGUCUUUUUGAAGACUCAACAACAGCACAGGACUUGAAGCUUCUGUUGACAAAUAAAAGUCUCACAACAGCUUCUGGACAGAGCAGCUCUGGUCUGUGAUGGCUGAGUUUCAGUGAUGACGGUCUCCUCAAAAAAACCUCAGGAGUCAAACCCGCAUCCCAGAUCUGGAGAGAUGGAUGAAUCCGAUGGACGCCUGAAGUUCCCCUUUGAGGAUUCUGGGGCUGAGCCCAUAAAUGACCAGGACUCUCACUACACUAAGCUGCAGCUGGAACUGGAAAACGAUGCCCUGAAUCUGGAGGCAGAGACCUGGAGCCUGUCUGUGGACCAGAGCUUCCUGAAAGAUCUCAGCAAAGAUUCAGUAAAGAGGCAGGAGGUCAUCUACGAGUUGAUGCAGACAGAGAUGCACCAUGUACGCACUCUGAAGGUCCUGUUGUAUGUGUACAUGUACGAGCUCCGACGGUCGGGGCUGGUGGACGAGCAUCGUUUGGAGAGACUGUUCCCAGCUGUAGAUGCUCUUCUGUCUCAUCAUCAGCACUUCCUGGACGCACUCAAACACAGACAGAGACUGAGCCAGGAGCAGGAGGGGAGCAACAACUACCAGAUCACGCAGCUUGGAGAUAUACUUAUUACGCAAUUCUCUGGUUCAGUGGGAGAGGGGAUGAAGGAGUGCUACAGUGUCUUCUGCAGUCACCAGAGCGAAGCCACUAAGUUUUACAAAGACUUACUUCAAAACAGCAAAAAGUUUCAAAAUCUCAUUAGGAAAAUCAGCCAGCUGCCUCUUGUGAGGAGAAUGGGGAUCCCUGAGUGUUUUCUGUUGGUGACACAGAGAAUCACCAAAUAUCCAGUUCUAAUAGAGAGACUCAUCAAAAACACUGAAGUGGACACAGAUGAGUACAAGUCCCUGGUGCAGGGCUUGUCUUUGGUCAAAGACACCAUCGAACAGGUGAACUCUCAGGUGAGGGAGUACGAGCAGGUACUGAGGCUCAGGGAGAUCUGCUAUAGACUGGAGCCCAAGUCCAUUGGCCGAGUGUCCGAGGAGAGGGUCUUUAGACGAGAAGACCUCCUCCAGAACAACCGCACCCUGAUCCAGGAGGGCAGCGUGGUUUGGAAGACCCCUGGACGACAGAAAGAGAUCCAUGCUGUACUGCUGUCUGACGUGCUCAUUCUGUUACAAGAGAAGGAUCAGAAGUUUGUGUUUGCUACAAUGGAGAAGAACCCUCCUGUGAUCUCACUCAGAGGCCUGAUCGUGCGAGAGGUGGCGCUAGAGGACAGAGCCAUGUACCUGAUCUGCUCCUGCACCUCCAACAUGUACGAAAUCCACACGAGCUCCAAGGAUGAAUGUGACUCCUGGAUCAGCCACAUCAGGGAGGCUGUCAACAGUUUUAUUGAUGAAGAGCCAUACAGUGAAGAAAUGGCUCAACUACAACUAUUUCAAAACAGUCUAAAGGAGUGUGAUGACCAGUUGCGACACAGCGUAGAGGCCAAGCAGCAGGUCUGUGUGUCUCUGUUUGAGGCUGUGACGGGGCAGGAGUGUCCACACAGAGGAUUGUUACUGCGGAGCGACACCUCAGACCUCCAGCAGGGGGAGACACUGCUGCAGGAGGCAAUCAGAGAGGUGGAGAAUCUGCAGAGCCUGUUAAUGUUGAGGGUCAAAAAGAAGCAAAGUGAAAUAACUGACUGUUUAGACGAAACCAGAGUCGACCCAGUGAAUGGAGAUGUUUCUGCGGAUCUGGACACUGAGCCUGGUUCAGAUCUUCCGUUUGAGGAAACCGAUUACUCUGAGGGUCUGGAACUGUCGGCCGAUGGAGACAACAGAGAAACACUACCCCACACUUUAACUUCACAGGAACAAGACACACUUUUGGUGUGUGAGAGAAUGGUGCUGCUGGCUCAAAGGCUGAACAGCUUACAGGUGGUUUUAGCAAAGCACAGCAGUCAGGUGGAGCUGCUUCAGGCCUGCCAAUCCAAAAACAAACGAUCGGCUCGACAAGGCAACGCUUUGUUAGAACAAGAAAACCAGCGCAACAUGGAGAGGCAAAAACGGGAGCUAGCCAACCUUCACAAGAUGCAGGCACAGCAGCGAGAGGAGCAGCAGAGGUGGGAGAAGGAGAGGGAGAGGCAGAGGGUGCAGAUGGAAGUCCUGGAGGAGGAGGUGAAGAGGAGGGAGGAGGAGUGUAAACAAAGAGAGCAGAGACUGAAGGAGGAGAAGACUGAGCUGGAGACGCAGAGAGAUGGAUACCAACAUGACCUGGAGAGACUACGGGAGUCGCUAAAGAAUCUGGAGAAAGACAAGGAGAAGCAUGAGCAGGAGAAGAAGAAACUGGAGAAACUAAAGAAACACAUGAGCCUGGUCAACCCGGCUAUCAAUGUGGACGACCCAAAGAGUCUGUUGAGCUUCCCGUCCAUCAGAAGCACUGUCAGUGGUGUGGGGAACAUCACAGCAACACCGUUCGUUCCGCCUAAAAAAUCAGACCCCAAAGAGGUUCCUCCAAAGGUUCCCCCUCGAAGAGAGAGCAUCAGCCCCAAACCCUCCAAACCCUAUGUGCCCAUCCACCUCCGCAGCACCACCAACGACACCAGCCCUGCAGUCCGGCCAGGGGGCGCUAUAGAGCAGGUCAUCCCCACCAAACUGGAGGGCAUCAGCAAGAAGAAACUUAAGACCAAACCGUCCCAUAAGAGAACCAGCAGCGCAGCAAACAUCGACGUCCGAGAGGUGCUGCCGAUCCGAGUGGCCGGGAAAGAGGGAGGAAGUCUGAGAGCCCAGAGAACGUCCAGCCCCCAGAGAAUACACAAGACGACCGACCUCUUCACUCCACCUGGACCCGCCCUGAACAUGAAACCAUCGCCCUCCUUCAGUUCUCAGAGGAGGGGUAGCAGUGAAGCCCCGCCUCCUGCUCCUCCCCCGUUCCCCAAGGACAUCCUGGACCCUUCGUACCCCAAAGAGAUCUUCCUCUGAGCGGACACGACAUGGAGCUAGUUUUCAAUAUUUCUAUUAAGAAGAACAAAUAGUUUAUAAACUUCUGCACCUUAAUGAACUAGAUGUAGCGCUGAAACAAAGGCUGCUGGGAUUAUUAUGAACUGCAACGGAUUUUUUUCUGUACCCCAUUAUGUUUUAUAAUAUUCUGGAGCAAAAAAAAACUCUACAGAAGAUUUUAGGGUGCCACUUUAUUAAAAAAAUAGACCUUAAUUAGCCCUAAUAAAGCAUAAACAAAGACUUUAUUCAUAUUGAACAGAUAGUUUUUUUAAGAAUGAUUCAAGCUUAGUAGCCAGUUGAUUGUGGGUUAGGGUUAAGAGUUGGGUUUUCAAAAGUACUAAUUGAUACUAAAACUAGUAUCGAAACUGGAUACUGAUUUGAGCAGGUAUUGAUACAAAAAAAAUAAUUCACGUUCAUAUUGAAAUCAAGUUUGAAAUUUUAGUAUUGUGACACUGGUGAAGAGGUUGGGUUUAGGGUAGUAAGUAAUUACUAAGCCUGAAUUAAAAAAAACAAAAACAAUUUGUUGAUUAUUAAUUAAGCCCUAUUCAAGCUUUAUGAAGGAUAAUUAUUAAGUGUAGUUAAUAUAAAGCAGAUUUUUUAACUGUAGGUUGAACAGAAAUGUAAAAAUAUGUGAUUAGAGAGAUCGCUUUUACUUUUAUUUUAAAGCUCCUUGAGGGACCAUCAUUUUGCUGCUGGUACUUUUGUCUCAGUGAAAAGGUUCACUACUCUGCUACACUGGUAGGCUUAUUGUACAAAAGCUGUAAAUAUAUUGUUAUAAUUUCCUUUUAGGGCAGAUGGUUAGCAGUUAUUUCUUCUAUUUUAAAAAGUGUUGGACCCUCAGCUUGGUGCUGCUGUAAAAAAUUCUUGUAUUAUUUCUAAUGUAAUGGUAACUGUAAUGGUAGUUAUUGCUGCUAUUGGGGUAUCGUUUUUUAAAAAUCUUUUUCAAAAUACUUUUAGAGUCUGUAUUUUUCGAUACAGUACAAUGGACAAAGAAUUUGAGCCCAAUUUAUUUGAUUUUGUAAAAUGUGGUUUGUUCCUUUACUUGUGACCUGUGGUGUAUAUUUGUAAUUUGAUGUAGCUACACAAUCCAGAAAUUAAACUAGAAAAUCUUGUGACUUU